GGUAAACAAAGGUCAGCGUUCCACGUCAAGCAGCCCUGUCACACCUGGUGGGUGCUGCGACGCUAAUGGAGAGGCCGUUCGUGUCAGGCGAUUACUAAAACCUCUCAUGAUUUAGAGAGACCCUUUACGGAGUACUGUGCAGAGAGAACAGUGCUGGAGUGGAUCAACGGUCCAGACAGCGCAGACGCCACAAGGUUUCAUCAAAGAUACCUUCAAAGAUACUACUUCCAACGUGAUGGAACCACCCGAGACUCCCGCGCCGGUGUUUGCGUUACGCGCUUUCAAGAGUGCGCUCUUCGGCACUCCGGGUGAGGAGGAGGAGAAGGAGGAAGAGAAUCAAGGGCAAGCGGUGAAAUUAAAAAGCAUACCCGCUAUCAAUCCGAUAGGCAAGACCGACGCCUUGAAGCAAACAACCGGGUCCGCGGAGGAUGCAGAGCCCACGAAAAAAGAUGUCGAUUUGGACACACAGGUGAUGGUGUCCCCUACAAAGGGCAUCCUCGUCACACCUGGAACUAUAUCGAAUCGACGCAAAACCGUUUCAUUUGGGCAAGAGGUGGUGGAUAAUGAACGAAAACGCGACGCGUCGCCAAGCAAAACCCCAAGAACGCCGACUCAGAAACCUGGAAAUGUCAGCUCACAGUGGUUGUCCGCCUCAUCCGAUGGGAAAAAUAAACCAAGGAGCAAGCUGACACAAACCCUGAUGGAUGCUCGGGAGAAGACCCCUCCUACCUCUCAGCCCACAAGGACCGGACAAAAAGAGCUUGCUGAAGCGCAGACGAAAGUGUGCUCAGACGACCACAAUGACGAAACUUUGAAUCUGGACGAACCACGUUCCCAGUCUGGAAAGUAUUGGAAGGCUGACAUGAUCACCCUUCCUCCUCCCAUACCCGAUCUAGGGGAGGAGCAUACCCAAAGUCGCACCCAGCGCUUACAGUCCCGGCGUGCCCCCGCAAAACCCAGACUUGAGUCAAAUCCUAUCCUAGCAGCUCCUCGAGUACGCAGCGCAGCUGUUCAUCACGUCGGGUCCAGCCGGCCCGGGAAAAAGGCCAAUCUGGCCAGCGUCCAAAUCGACGCCAUGACUGCUGAACGUAUUGCCGCUGCGCAGGCAAGACUCCGGCGCAAAGAACUGAAUCGGAGACUCAAAGAUGAGGGAAAGGAAAACAUCAAGGCUUACGCUGAUUGAUGAGCAUCACAAGGAAUUGAAUUGCUUUUCUGGUUGAUAUAGUAUUGGAAGGGUCUUUUCGGGAAAAGAAAGGGGGGGGGAUAGGGUUUGGUUUCUGCCGGCGUAGGAAUACGGGUCUCUAUUCGGUUUUCCGUCGAUUCUUUCUAUCGCGUUUCAUUUGUUUUCAUCUCCAUAGUAAUGUCUGUUCCGGAUAUACCCCGUCCUGUCAUUUAAUUCAACUUUCUGUUUGCAAUUAUGCAUCAUCUGAACCAAACAGAGAGCUAUCUGCAGGUUCUCUUUACCUCAUGCUUUGAAAACACCCUGGCAUCUGCCGUUGUAUCUAUCUCAUAUCU
Molecule: messenger RNA, 1515 nt
Organism: Penicilliopsis zonata CBS 506.65
Lineage: Eukaryota; Fungi; Ascomycota; Eurotiomycetes; Eurotiales; Aspergillaceae
Exons: 3
Coding region: 236-1183 (315 amino acids)
Source: RefSeq, a predicted model, not a curated record